This is a messenger RNA of Aptenodytes forsteri (emperor penguin), 2001 nucleotides long. It is a transcript of the gene AEBP1, whose product is annotated as AE binding protein 1. Gene Ontology annotation, molecular function: zinc ion binding; DNA-binding transcription repressor activity, RNA polymerase II-specific; RNA polymerase II transcription regulatory region sequence-specific DNA binding. The record is from RefSeq and is a predicted model, not a curated record. Gene Ontology annotation, biological process: negative regulation of transcription by RNA polymerase II; proteolysis. Lineage: Eukaryota; Metazoa; Chordata; Aves; Sphenisciformes; Spheniscidae.
GAUGAAGGUGGUGAACGAGGAGUGUCCCACCAUCACCCGCAUCUACAACAUCGGCAAGAGCUCGCGGGGCCUGAAGAUCUACGCCAUGGAGAUCUCCGACAACCCGGGUGAGCACGAGACGGGCGAGCCCGAGUUCAGGUACACGGCGGGGCUGCACGGGAACGAAGUGCUGGGCCGGGAGCUGCUGCUCCUGCUGAUGCAGUUCCUGUGCAAGGAGUACCAGGACGGCAACCCCCGGGUGCGGAGCCUGGUGACCGAAACCCGCAUCCACCUCGUGCCCUCCCUCAACCCCGAGCUGGUGCGCGAGGGUGGCUCCGAGCUGGGCAACUGGGCGCUGGGCCACUGGACGGAGGAGGGCUACGACCUCUUUGAGAACUUCCCCGACUUGGCUUCGGCGCUGUGGGCGGCCGAGGAGCGGAGGCUGGUGCCCCACAAGUUCCCCAACCACCACAUCCCCAUCCCAGAGCACUACCUGGCUGAGGAUGCCACGGUGGCGGUGGAGACGCGGGCCGUCAUGGCAUGGAUGGACAAGAACCCCUUCGUGCUGGGAGCCAACCUGCAGGGCGGGGAGAAGCUGGUGUCCUACCCCUUUGACACAGCCCGGCCCAUCAGCGAGGUGCCGGCAGCCGCCCCUCGCCCGCCGGACGACUACGAGGACGACAACCCCGAGCUGCAGGAGACGCCCGACCACGCCAUCUUCCGCUGGCUCGCCAUCUCCUACGCCUCGGCCCACCUCACCAUGACCGAGACCUUCCGCGGGGGCUGUCACACGCAGGACAUGACCAACGCCAUGGGCAUCGUGCAAGGGGCCAAGUGGCAUCCCCGGGCUGGCAGCAUGAACGACUUCAGCUACCUACACACCAACUGCCUGGAGCUCUCCAUCUACCUGGGCUGCGACAAGUUCCCCCACGAGAGUGAGCUGCAGCAGGAGUGGGAGAAGAACAAGGAGUCGCUGCUCACCUUCAUGGAGCAGGUCCAUCGGGGCAUCAAGGGCUUGGUGACGGACCAGCAGGGAGAACCCAUCGCCAACGCCACCAUCAUUGUGGGGGGCAUCAACCACAACAUCAAGACAGCCAGCGGCGGGGACUACUGGCGCAUCCUGAACCCGGGUGAGUACCGCGUCUCGGCUCGGGCCGAGGGCUACAACCCCAGCGUCAAGACCUGCAGCGUCUUCUACGACAUCGGGGCCACCCAGUGCAACUUCGUCCUGUCGCGCUCCAACUGGAAACGCAUCCGGGAGAUCAUGGCCAUGAACGGGAACCGGCCCAUCCGCCGCAUCACGCCCGGCCGCCCCAUGACACCCCGCGAACGCAUGCGCCUGCGUAUGCGCCUCCGGCACCGCAUGCGGCUCCGGCAACAGAUGAGGCUGCGGCGUCUCAAUGCCACCACGGCCGCCAGCGGCCCCACAGCCCCGCCGCCCACCACGGCCCUGCCCUUCCCCUUCAGCAGCACUGCCUACGUGCCCUGGAGCCAAGAGCCACCCACAGUCGGCACCUGGGAGACGGAGACCGAAACGGAGGUGGUGACUGAGCUGGUGACGGAGACAGAGGCCUGGGAGCUGGGCACGGGGACGGUGCAGCCCUUCACCACGGCCGAGACCUACACCGUGAACUUUGGUGACUAGGAGAUGCUCGUCCCCUCGCUCCUGCCUCCGGGCCGCUCGCGGCCGGUUUGGUUUCGCCUGCCGCAGGCUCCGGCAUCCGCUUCUGAAAUCUUCCUCGAGCCCCAGGCAGCCCGCUCUGUGUAGCCCGCCCCGGGUGGGCUCCAGCUCCUCACCCGCGCUGCUUCCUAGGACUGCAGGGCACGCCACGCCUAUGCUCACCCCGAAGGCUGGGCGGCUGCGGAGCGUCCCCCUUGCCGGGCGCCAGGGCCAGGCAGGAAAGGACGUGCUGCCCCGUCCCUCGGGGCUGGGCAGUGCCAGCCCUUGCCUGGCAAGGGAGGGGGUGAAGCAGGUCCCAGCCCUCGCCCCCUCCCCGUCUCCCGGCACAGCGGUGUUGGCAG